This is a messenger RNA of Camelus dromedarius (Arabian camel), 1462 nucleotides long. It is a transcript of the gene RDH8, whose product is annotated as retinol dehydrogenase 8. The coding region runs from base 34 to 972 and encodes 312 amino acids. The transcript is spliced from 6 exons. Gene Ontology annotation, molecular function: estradiol 17-beta-dehydrogenase [NAD(P)+] activity; all-trans-retinol dehydrogenase (NAD+) activity. Gene Ontology annotation, biological process: estrogen biosynthetic process; retinol metabolic process. The record is from RefSeq and is a predicted model, not a curated record. Lineage: Eukaryota; Metazoa; Chordata; Mammalia; Artiodactyla; Camelidae. Gene Ontology annotation, cellular component: cytosol; cytoplasm.
CAGCAGAGGUCACGCAUCCAGGGAGGGAUCAACAUGGCCGACGCACCCCGGACUGUACUCAUCUCAGGAUGCUCAUCCGGCAUUGGCCUUGAGCUCGCGGUGCAGCUGGCUCAUGACCCCAAGCAGCGCUACCACGUGGUGGCCACCAUGAGGGACCUGGGAAAGAAGGGGACGCUUGAGGCAGCUGCAGGAGAGGCUCUGGGUCAGACCCUCACCGUGGCCCAGUUGGACGUGUGCAGCGAUGAGUCAGUGGCCCAGUGUCUCAGCUGCAUCCAGGGAGGGGAAGUGGACGUGCUGGUGAAUAAUGCUGGAGUGGGCCUGGUGGGGCCCUUGGAGGGGCUCAGCCUAGCUGCCAUGCAGAACGUCUUUGAUACCAACUUUUUUGGGGCUGUCCGUCUGGUCAAAGCUGUGCUUCCUGGCAUGAAAAGAAGGCGACAGGGCCACAUCGUGGUGGUCAGCAGUGUCAUGGGACUGCAAGGUGUUGUGUUCAACGACGUCUAUGCAGCCUCCAAGUUCGCCAUGGAGGGCUUCUUCGAGAGUCUGGCUGUCCAGCUGCUCCAGUUCAACAUCUUCAUCUCCCUGGUGGAGCCAGGCCCAGUGGCCACCGAAUUUGAGGGGAAGCUCCUGAAGCAGGUUUCCACAGCUGAGUUCCCUGGCACUGACCCUGACACCCUGCAUUACUUUCGGAAUUUGUACCUCCCAGCCUCCAGGGAGCUCUUUAGCUCUGUGGGACAGAGCCCAGAGGAUGUGGCCAAGGUUAUUGUCAAGGUCAUCGGCUCCGCCAGACCACCCUUGCGCCGACAGACCAACGCCCGCUACACUCCACUGACCGCACUCAAAGCCAUGGACCCCUCGGGCAGCCUGUAUGUGCGAACCUCCCAUCGUCUGCUCUUCCGCUGGCCACGCCUCCUCAACCUUGGCCUUCGAUGUCUGGCCUGCAGCUGCUUCCGCACCCCAGUGUGGCCCCGGUGAGCGGAGCCUCACCCAACCCUCCGCACUCCUGAACAGUCAGGCCUGCCUCUUCAGUCCACACCCAUCUCAGGCCGUACAGACUCUCAUUCAUUCAUUCAUUCAUUCAUUCAGCAAAUUCUGCCUGACCCAUGCUGUGCCUGGGUGUUGGUGAGAUCUCAGAGAGCCCUCAGUCUCCAGGCACAGACCCCCUCUGCGGUCAGGGCUGGAGCAGAGAGAGGGGACUCUGGGGCGCUGAGCUCCUGGGCUCAGGAACCUGGAGCAGAGAGCUGAAGUUGUGUCUGAGAAGGCUAGGGAGGCUUCCUGGAGGAGGCGGCAUUGUCGCUGGACCUUGAAGGAUCAGACAGACUGCCUCAGUCAACCUCUGGACUUCAUUAUCUUGGGUCUGGGGAUACAAGGAUAAUCCAAGCAUCCCCACCCACCCCCUACACACACACCCAGAGCUGGCUUGACUAAGGGGUCUUCAGACUUUUCUGGUCACGUACUCCAUCAG